UAAUUGGCCCAAACUAAAAACACAACACAAACUUUAUAAUAAUAAUAAUAAAUAAAACUAUAAUCCCGGUCCAUAACCGACCCACGGAAGUGAGCCGAAGCCCGUUUCCACCACAUGCUCUUCAUGCUCUAGGGGCAACAAUCGUAACCCACCGAAGUCACUGGAUGACCACCGAGGCGGGCAGUAGUCGCUGCCUGACUGGCCGAUGACGUAGCUAUGCGGUGAAUACUACGUACUUUUUUUUUUAACUUAUUCAUUUUUUCUAAAUGUAAAAAUAAUUUUAAAGCUAAAUACGAUCCCUCAACUUUCAUCUCCUCCUAAAUCCCCAACCAAACUAGUUCCUUCUCUGCUCUGCCCCUGUAAAUGGAAUUUAAGCUUAGUGGAAAUGAACUCAAAACCUUCUCUCGGUCCAUGACAUGCUUGGCUCGCAUUGGCAACGAGCUUGUUAUUCAAGCAUCCAAUUCACUGCUUACUCUUGUCACACUAAAUUCAUCUAGGACUGCUCAUCUGUCCAUCACAUUUAAGCCUGAAUUUUUUAAUGUCUACACAGUGUCAGCUGACCAGGUGAAAUGUAGUGUUCUCUUGAAGGCUGUUUGUUCCGUAUUAAGAACACCCUUUGCUAGUAUCGACCAUUUGACUGUGUCGUUACCUGAUCCUGAUGCAUCUAAGUUGCUGUGGACAUUGGAUUGUUACAAUGGGAUCAGGAAAGCCUAUUGGACAAAUUGCAAUGUUAGACCUGAGAUACAACAGCUAUCCCUAGAUAGGAGCAAGCUUCCUAGCAACUUUGUGGUGAGACCACGUGAUCUCAAUAGGUUAUUAUCUAAUUUUCAGGCAUACCUUCAGGAGAUCACAGUAAUAGCAACCGAACCUUCCUCCUUACCUUCUUCUGAUGCUGAAAAUGAAAUUGGAGGAAAGUGUGUUGAGCUUAGAAGCUAUAUAGAUCCAACAAAAGAAAAUGAUUCAUCACUGCACACACAGUUAUGGAUAGACCCCACAGAAGAGUUUUUGCAGUACACCCACACCGGAAAUCCAGUAGAUGUGACAUUUGGAGUGAAAGAUUUUAAGGCGUUUGUUUCGUUCUGUGAGGGAUGUGAAGUUGAUGUACGCUUCCAUUUCAGUGUGGCCGGCGAGCCAGUUCUGAUGGAACCGAAGUUUGGUUUAGACGAUGGCUCUGGUUCAAACUUUGAUGCAUCUUUGGUGCUUGCGACCAUGCUCACAUCACAAAUCAAUAAUGUGAACUCCACAGGCGGUCCCCAAGCAGUGAAUUCAAACGGUCAGGCUGCUGAUCAGUCAAAAGGGGCCGAAACACAUGAUGGGUCAAGAGGGGAUAAUUCUGAGCCCCCAUCUGAUCACACCAGAAUUUGGUCUGACCUUUCAGGAAGUGGUAGAAACCAGAUUAUUAAUGAGCAGCAAGAGAUUCUGAGAGUCGGUUCCAUUAACAUUUCUGGAGGUGGAGCUACAACAGGAAAUGUGGUUUCUGGUGCUAACAACUGCAAUAAUGAGGAAACAGAUCACACAAAGGAGACACAAGGCAGGACAGAAAGUACGCGUCAUGCUUCUCAAUAUCAUCCAAACAACUGGAUAGAUGCGUGUGAAGAAGAUGAUGAAGAUGAAGAUGAUCCAGAGUUUGUUGUAGAGGCAACACCACCCCAUCAUUAAGAGCUGUCUUUGCAAGCAUUCUUUUUAAUCUUUAUAUGAACCAGCACUCCAGAGCGUGCACGUCUCCAGAUUUUGAUUAUAAAGGCUUUUGAUGACGAUGACUCGGGUUGGGUGUUUGUGUUAUUUGUAUGUCUAUGCUCAAGGCUUGGUGAUUAUGAUUUAUUUAACUAACUAGUAAAUGAUAGACAAAGUUGGUUGUUUGAUCUGUCUUGACUUCUAGAAUAGCUUCACUUUACGAAUGCUUUAAUGGUACAAUAUCUAGAAAAUGCUUAGUCAAUAUUAAAGUCUUUAUGACUUUAUGUUAAAGUCACGUUGGAAACCUUACAAAAAAGGGUUUUGACUGGGAAAUUAC
Molecule: messenger RNA, 2011 nt
Organism: Cuscuta europaea
Lineage: Eukaryota; Viridiplantae; Streptophyta; Magnoliopsida; Solanales; Convolvulaceae
Source: the annotation of a GenBank genome assembly